Messenger RNA from Penicillium crustosum, 4029 nucleotides. Its product is annotated as putative xanthine dehydrogenase HxA. The transcript has 5 exons. The record is from RefSeq and is a predicted model, not a curated record. The coding region runs from base 1 to 4029 and encodes 1342 amino acids. Lineage: Eukaryota; Fungi; Ascomycota; Eurotiomycetes; Eurotiales; Aspergillaceae. Gene Ontology annotation, molecular function: FAD binding; 2 iron, 2 sulfur cluster binding; iron ion binding.
AUGGCGCCGGGAAUCCUAGAGACGGACUCCACAGUCGUGGUUGAGAAGCUGACCAGCCUCUCUGCAUUGACUGAAGACUGGGAUGACACUAUUCGGUUCUAUCUCAACGGCACCAAGGUUGUGAUAGACACGAUCAACCCGGAAGUGACCCUACUUGAAUACCUGCGGGGUAUUGGGUUGACAGGUACAAAGCUUGGAUGUGCCGAGGGAGGCUGUGGUGCUUGCACUGUGGUCGUCUCCCAUAUCAAUCCUACAACGAAGAAAAUCUACCAUGCUUCCGUGAAUGCUUGUAUUGCCCCACUCGUUAGCAUUGAUGGUAAACACGUUAUCACAGUCGAAGGGAUUGGGAAUGUGAAAGAUCCCCAUGCUAUCCAGCAGCGAAUUGCAGUUGGUAAUGGAAGUCAAUGUGGUUUCUGUACUCCUGGAAUAGUCAUGUCUCUUUAUGCCUUGCUGCGAAACAAUCCGUCUCCUUCGGAACACGAUGUCGAAGAAGCCUUUGAUGGAAACCUUUGCCGAUGCACGGGUUAUCGACCUAUUCUAGAUGCUGCUCAGAGCUUCAACUCAACAAAUAACUGCGGAAAGGCCUCUUCCAAUGGUGGGUCGGGCUGCUGCAUGGAGAAAAAAGGCUCCGGUGGUUGCUGUAAAGGGCCUUCUACCAACAAUGACGAGAACGAGACGGUCGAUUACAAGUUUCCUGCGCCAGACUUCAAACCGUACAGUCCAGACACAGAACUGAUCUUCCCUGCUGCUUUGCGGAAACACGAAUACCGACCCUUAGCAUAUGGUAACAAGAAGAAGAAAUGGUACCGACCAGUGACCGUCGCGCAACUGUUGCAGAUUAAGAACGUCCACCCAGACGCUAAACUAAUUGGUGGAAGCACGGAGACACAAAUUGAGAUCAAGUUUAAAGCAAUGCGAUACGCGGCCUCCGUCUACCUGGGAGAUAUCCCCGAAUUGCGACAAUUUACCUUGCACGACGAUUGUUUGGAGAUUGGUGCAAAUGUGUCCUUGACAGACCUCGAACACAUCUGUGACCAAGCGGUAGAGAAAUACGGUGAAGCCAGAGGCCAGCCUUUCAAAGCGAUUAAGAAGCAAUUGCUUUAUUUCGCGGGGCGACAGAUCCGAAAUGUCGCUUCCCCUGCGGGUAAUUUGGCCACUGCAUCACCAAUCUCUGAUCUCAACCCGGUUUUGGUAGCCACCAACACUAUCCUCGUGGCCAAGUCUCUCGAAGGUGAGACCGAAAUUCCAAUGACCGAAUUCUUCCAGGGAUACAGAAAGACCGCCCUCGCCCCCAACGCAAUAAUUGCUAGCCUGCGCAUUCCAGUUGCGAAGGCACAGGGAGAGCACAUGCGAGCUUAUAAACAGGCCAAGCGGAAGGACGAUGAUAUUGCAAUUGUCAACUCCGCGUUACGGGUGACUCUUUCGGAGACCAAUGAUGUGGUCAGCGCGAACCUUGUGUUUGGUGGUAUGGCAGCUAUGACAGUUUCAGCGAAGAAUGCCGAGGCAUUUUUGGUUGGCAAGAAGUUCACAAACCCCGCAACUCUAGAGGGUGUCAUGAGCGCACUGGAGCAAGAUUUUAACCUGCCGUUUGGAGUUCCCGGUGGUAUGGCCAGUUACCGGAAGUCUUUGGCUUUGGGAUUCUUCUACAGAUUCUACUACGACGUACUUUCAGGACUCGAGGUCAAGGCUUCAGAUUUGGAUCCAGACGUUAUCGCUGAGAUUGAGAGAGAAAUUUCCACAGGAGCAAAGGAUCUUGAGACCUCCGUCGCGUACCAACAGAAGAUUCUUGGACGAGCCACUCCGCACGUUGCAGCGUUGAAACAGACCACAGGAGCAGCUCAAUACACAGAUGAUAUCCCUGUUCAACAGAAUGAGUUAUUCGCCUGCAUGCUUCUGUCUACCAAACCUCAUGCCAAGAUCCUUAGCGUUGACCCGUCUGCUGCAUUGGACAUCCCAGGUGUUGCGGACUACCCCAAGUCCGAUGAGCUUUUCUUUGCCGUUGAUGAAGUUACCACUGCUGGUCAACCCAUUGGUGUGAUCCUGGCAACUUCCGCUAAAAUCGCCGAGGAAGGUAUGAGGGCUGUCAAGGUUGAAUAUGAAGACCUCCCUAGUAUCCUUACGAUGGAAGAGGCCAUCGAGGCGGAGUCUUAUUUUGAGCACUAUCGCUUCAUCAAGAAUGGUGAUACCGAGGAAGCUUUCAAAAAAGCUGACCACAUCUUUACUGGAGUUUCGCGAAUGGGUGGCCAAGAGCACUUCUACCUGGAAACGCAAGCCUGUGUCGCAAUUCCAAAGCCAGAGGAUGGUGAAAUGGAGAUUUGGAGUUCUACCCAGAAUCCUACGGAAACACAAGCCUAUGUCGCUCAGGUGACAGGAGUAUCUGCGAAUAAAGUCGUAUCGCGUGUGAAACGGCUUGGUGGUGGCUUUGGUGGCAAGGAGUCACGAUCUAUUCAACUGGCUGGUAUUUGUGCCGUUGCGGCUACAAAACUGAAGCGACCCGUGCGAUGUAUGCUCAAUCGCGAUGAAGAUAUAUUGACUUCCGGCCAGCGUCACCCGUUCCUCUGUCGAUGGAAGGUUGGUGUGACCAAAGAAGGAAAGAUCCUUGCGCUUGAUGCAGAUGUAUUCGCCAAUGGAGGUCACACGCAAGAUCUUUCCGGUGCCGUCGUGGAGCGAAGCUUGUCGCACAUUGAUGGCGUGUAUAAAAUACCGAAUGUCAAUGUACGCGGCCGGGUUUGCAAAACCAACACUGUUUCAAACACAGCUUUCCGUGGCUUUGGUGGCCCACAAGGCAUGUUCUUCGCCGAGUCUUAUAUAUCAGAGAUUGCCGAUCAUCUGGAUAUUCCAGCCGAAGAGAUCCGGGCCAUCAACAUGUACAAGCCAGAUGAUAAGACGCAUUUCAACCAACCUCUCAAAGAUUGGUAUGUGCCGUUGAUGUACAAGCAAGUGAUGGAAGAGAGCUCUUAUAACGAGCGUCGGAAGGCUGUUGAGAAAUACAACGCGCAGCACAAGUGGUCUAAACGUGGAAUGGCGAUUGUGCCAACCAAGUUCGGUAUCUCCUUUACAGCUCUCUUCUUGAACCAAGCAGGAGCUUUGGUUCACAUCUACCACGAUGGUAGUGUUCUUGUAGCACACGGUGGUGUUGAAAUGGGGCAAGGCCUCCACACAAAGAUGACCAUGAUUGCCGCCGAAGCGUUGCGAGUGCCGCAGGAGAGCGUCUUUAUAUCCGAGACUGCAACUAAUACAGUGGCAAAUACCUCCUCAACCGCUGCUUCAGCAAGCUCCGAUCUCAACGGUUACGCCGUCUUUAAUGCAUGUGAACAAAUCAACGAACGCUUACGCCCCUUCCGAGAGAAGAUGCCCAAUGCCACCAUGAAAGAACUUGCUCACGCAGCUUACUUCGACCGUGUCAACCUCUCCGCACAAGGAUACUACCGUACCCCCGAUAUCGGCUACGUGUGGGGUGAGAACAGCGGCCAGAUGUUCUUCUACUUCACACAAGGAGUUACUGCUGCUGAAGUCCAAAUUGACACAUUGACAGGUGAUUGGACGCCUCUACGCGCCGACAUAAAAAUGGAUGUGGGUCGCAGUAUCAACCCCUCAGUGGAUUACGGUCAGAUUGAAGGCGCCUUUGUACAAGGACAAGGUCUCUUCACCACCGAAGAGAGUCUCUGGCACCGUGCCUCUGGUCAGAUAUUCACCAAAGGCCCGGGCAACUACAAAAUCCCUGGCUUCCGUGAUAUCCCGCAGAUUUUCAACGUGAGUUUGCUUAAGGAUGUGGAGUGGGAGAACUUGCGCACUAUUCAACGUUCCCGUGGUGUCGGCGAGCCGCCCCUGUUUAUGGGCAGUGCGGUCUUCUUUGCUAUUCGUGACGCCUUGAAGGCUGCACGUAAGCAGUGGAACGUGAAUGACGUGCUCUCUUUGGAGUCCCCUGCUACCCCUGAGCGUAUUCGGAUUAGCUGUGCUGAUCCGAUUAUUGAGAGGGUGAGAGUGCAGCCUAAGGAGGGGGAGAAGAGCUUCUUUGUUGCCAUAUAG